UACAUCCCGUUGUCUGUUGCAUUUGUCUUCGCGCUUCUCAGUUUUGCACUCCUCGCAGUUAGACCGACCCACCCGUUGCAUCUAGUCGCAGCCUUCGCACAGCCAGACUCGUUAUCAAGAGCAAGUCUCGCUCUCUGAUCGCUCUUUGAUCGCGAAUCGAAGUGUUUUUCCCCAACCUCGAAUGUCGCACGAGCUCGCCGCUUCCAGCGACGCCACUCCCACCGAGCUGCUCUCCGCCUCCACGCGAGUCUCAUUUCCCGACGAGCACGUGUCUGCGCCUUCCGACUAUCAACUUGGUGUUGCAGUUGCUGUCGACGGAUUCGGAAGCCUGGAAGACCUGAUCGUUGAGGAGAGCACUUCUGCUGCUGCCGCUGCGGGGGAUCUCACCGCGGACGGUGCUGAUUGGAUCGUGGAUUUGGAUCUGACGGACGGGACGAGCCUGAUCGUUGAGGCUGAUUUGGCCGACGAGCUUGCUGCUGACGAGGCUGCCGCGACUCAGGUGAACCAGGCUGUUGUACUGAAGCCUGAUUUCGCCGAGCAGACUCUCGAGGUCAACGAGAGCAAUACCGGCGACGAAAACCUCGCCGGGUCGGGUUACACGCUCGGCGAUGCGGAUUUCGCAGACGAUUUUCUUCUCGACGCGUUGCAAGGCGGUGGCGACGUCGAUUUCGCGUCGAUCGGCCUCGCAGGCGACGAAUUCGAUGAGCUUCUCGUGGAUCCCGCUGCUCCAUGCGACAACAUUGCGACAGAAUCUUGUGAGCCGACGACACCAACGACGAAAUCAGCGAUGAUGUACGAUCCCUUGGGUAACCACGUCGCACCUCAGCUUGCAGUGACACCUCAACCGAUGACACCUCAGCAAGGCCACGUGGCGGUUCCCUCCCCGUCGCCGCUGCAGUCCAUGCGGAUCUCGCUGCUGCAGCUGCCUCCUGGUCUCGUCCUGCGCCGCUGUGGCGGUAGCGAACCCCAAGGCUCCUCCGCACCGUUUGCUCCUGUCGCUUCGUCUGCUCCUGCUGCUCGGGUUGCUCCUUACGCCGUUUCCCUUGAAAUGCCGACUUCUGACGAGUCCCCUCUCGGUAAGCGGAAGCGGGAUUUGGAAUCUUCGCCUGCACUAAAUGGAAACUUUCAGCAGCAGCAGCAGCCAGCCAAAGUCAGCCGCGUGGAUCCUCCUUCACCUGUGUCCGCGGUUUUAGCGGCAAACGAGGAACUGGAGGUUGACUCGGGAUCAGCAGUGGGGGUUCUCUGGGAAGCUCUGGAGCAGCAGAUGAAACCCGCCAGGACAGAUGAAACGCCGUGCCAGUGCCUGGCGUGUCAAUGCAAGUCAGAGGAGGACAGGCGGUUCCUGCUGACAGGGAAACGGAUGGCAGAUGCUGAUGCUGGUGCUGGUGCUGGCAGCAAGAGGAGGCCUGGAUGGAAGAGAAAAGGCCGCUCUAUGGCUGACGGAAAUGCAGGUGAUUCCAUGGCUGAUGUCAACGAGAUUCUGGGAGAGCUGGCUCAGAUUCCGCUGCUGCUGGAUCUGAAGGAUCUCCCAGAACUCCCAGAAGGAGAUUUGGAGGAUUAUGACUUGUUGUGGGAUGGUGCUGACGUGGCAGUGCUUGGAGUUGGUGGUGACUUUGGGUUGGGGUUGGGGGACACUGAAGGAAAGCACAGCUCGGGAUUUGGAAGGCGGUUGAGUCAAAUGGAUGUGACUGAAGUGGUGGCUCAAUGCAGGGUGUGGCUGCACGAAGCCCUGCAGAGUCCUGGGUGUGACUCUAUUGAUGUUGACUUCUGCUUGAAGGUGGUGGGAGAGGUGCAGGGAGAAGCGGCGGAAGAAACCAAGGCGAUGGAGCUUGCGGUAGAGGAUGCCCUUCCUCUUGAAUGCUCCAUGGAAUAAGUGCUAGAUUGUGCACAUGUACAUUGCAAUAAUAGAAUAAGCUGUAGUGA
Molecule: messenger RNA, 1923 nt
Organism: Closterium sp. NIES-67
Lineage: Eukaryota; Viridiplantae; Streptophyta; Zygnematophyceae; Desmidiales; Closteriaceae
Source: the annotation of a GenBank genome assembly